Messenger RNA from Xiphias gladius (swordfish), 5538 nucleotides. RefSeq names its product SUN domain-containing ossification factor-like. The coding region runs from base 340 to 4392 and encodes 1350 amino acids. NCBI's taxonomy places the organism in Eukaryota, Metazoa, Chordata, Actinopteri, Istiophoriformes, Xiphiidae. The record is from RefSeq and is a predicted model, not a curated record. Gene Ontology annotation, biological process: protein folding in endoplasmic reticulum; regulation of bone remodeling. The transcript is spliced from 24 exons. Gene Ontology annotation, cellular component: membrane; cytoplasm.
UCUGUUACCCGGUUAAAUGCCUCACCACGAGAAGCUCCACCAACUUGGGCGACCAGAGCCUGUGAAACGAGCGCUCCCAACACACUCUCAGUUUGAACUGCGCAAAAGCCUCUCUGCCUUUUCAUUGGACAGCCGACACGCAGUGACAGUCGGUAGUAGCAGGUUGUGUGGUUGACAGCAGCUAGCAUCACAGUUCACCACCGAAACACCUCACGCUGGCCAAGUUAACGGGAAGCAGCGGGCGAAUUAACGCUCCUCACAGCUGAAGGCGACCGCUGACUGAAAGGAUAUAACGCUAGUUCUGAGUACGGCGAGGAUGUCUGUCCCGGCGGGAGAGGGAUGAAGAUGACACCACUGUUAUGGCGAGUUGUGUCAGUGUGGCUAUGUGUAGCUGUAGUCUCAUGGUACCCUAGUUGCUAUGUUGGUUGCACAGAGUCGCACCAAGAGGCCCAGAGGCCCGAGUCCUCACAGGACAUCAGUUCGGAGGAAGAGUCAGGGGAAAAGACUCCUCAUCAAAAGGUUGAGGAGAGCUCGGUCUUACCUGCCCGGUCCUUGUCUGAAAAUGAGCUGUUGCUGGAGGAUUAUCAGCAAAAGGAGGAGCAGACAACACAGGACAUGGCCAAAAAAGAACAAUAUUCACAGACCUUUGAAGUGGAGGAGCCCACUAUAGAGGCAGAAGUGGAGGCAGACAACAAAAUUUCACAGUCUGAGCCAGAUCCUGAGCCAAAAUCAGAUUAUCAACAUCAUGAAACGUCUGUCAUUCAAGACCAGGAUUCAGCUGACCUACUCCCAUCCUCCGACCCUAUCUCUGGUUUUGCUGCUGAAUUUAAAGACAAUCCCAGCAUUCCCAAUCUUCAAAACAACAUCCCAAAUAGUGUUUCAGAUGAUGUAUCUGAUGUAGCUGCACCUGAGGUCCUUGAAUCUGACCUGUCCCCAGCUGACUGUGAAGAAGAAGAAAACAACCCAUAUGACAUUGAUAGCAUUCCUCCGGUGGUUCUGGAGAACACUUCCAACGUUCAUACUGCAGGCACUAUAACCCACACUGACCCUCCUCUGGCUUCUCCAGGUGGUCACAGCACACAGCAUCUGGAGACCAACAUAUCACACACGCCGAAAGAGCAGGACCUUAGCUCCUCUGUUACCACAGACGUAGAUUCCAGUGUGAGCAGCAAAGACCCAGAGGACAUCCCCACUUUUGAUGAGUGGAAGCGGAAGAUGAUGGAGGUGGAGAAAGAGAAGACUCUGUCUGCUCACACCUCAAACAAUGGGGGUUCUCAUACAGUGAAGAAGGUCCAGAAGAACUUCAAUAACUACGCCUCAGUGGAAUGUGGGGCCAAGAUCCUUGGCGCUAACCCAGAGGCUAAGAGCACUUCAGCCAUAUUGAAGGAGAACAUGGACUUGUACAUGCUAAACCCCUGUAGUAACAAAAUCUGGUUCAUCAUUGAGCUCUGUGAGCCCAUCCAGCUGAAGCAGCUGGACAUUGCUAACUUUGAACUCUUUUCCUCUACUCCCCAAGACUUUCUGGUCUCCAUUAGUGAUAGAUACCCAACAAAUAAGUGGGUAAAGCUGGGAACCUUUCAUGCCAGGGAUGAACGCACAGUCCAGAGCUUCCCAUUAGAUGAGCAUCUUUAUGCUAAAUAUGUGAAGAUGUUCACCAAGUACAUAAAGGUAGAGCUGGUCUCUCACUUUGGCUCGGAACAUUUCUGUCCUCUCAGUCUCAUAAGGGUGUUUGGCACGAGCAUGGUGGAAGAGUAUGAGGAGAUAGCUGAUCCUCCAGAAAGGCCGGAUGAUCAGGACGAUGACGUGGAUUAUCCAUCCGGGCAUGCACCCGGUGAAGUCAAGUUAUCUAAGAAUCUGAUCGGAUCAGCAAAGGAUGUCAUUUUGAACAUGGUCAGUAAUAUUGCUGUUAAUGUUCUCGGCGGAGGCCCAGAGACACAAGGCAAUAUUUCAUCCCAUGAAGUGAACGUGACUGAGCCAUCAGCGCAGCUUGAAACCACAACCCAAACUACCACUACAGAUCUUAGUUCAGUUCCAGACUCUGAAGAGGUAGAAAUUUUACCAGACCCUGAUAUCCCUACAACUGCAGCCCCUUCUUCAGAGACCCCAGUGUCAGAGACACCUGAUACUGAUACUAGCAAACAAGAGCUCCCCCCAGUGAAGGAAAACAUUGUUACUCCUUUAGAGAAAGAUGAGGAAGAACCUACCCAUUCUACAAUCACUCUUUUGGAUAAGGAGGAGGAGUUGGAUGAAGAAAAAGAGAAAAGGGAUCAAUCAAAUCAAAAUGACUGUGCUCUACUUCUUUCAUUUUCUUCUUCAUGCUCUUGCACAGCUUCCCUCCAGGAAUAUCUCCAUCAGCAGUGUUCAGUCCUGCUGUCGAAAAAGAGGAAAUGCCUAACAAAAGACAGAAAGCAAAUGAUUCCUCCUAUCCAAACACCCACUUGGCACAUACCCCUGUCCCCCUCCGCCUGCCCUGAACCUCAUCCGCACCACAGUGAGAUACAUCAGCUUCAUGAAAAAGAACAAGCUUCUGAGCACCAACCCGAGAGUGGAGCCAGCCCAUCAGAAUCACCACAGCCUCCAGGGAACACAGUAGAAUUUCAUAGAGAGUCUAUGUCAAAACCUCCUGUGCUGGAGCCCAGUCAAACCUCGAGCCUCCCCAAACCCAGUGCCACCGAUUCAUCUGCUGCCAAACCUUCUCCUAUUGUGGAGAGACCAGAGCUGUCUUCUGAGGAAAUGGCAAAGAAGCUAAGGCCAGAAAAGAGCCUGGAUGUGCUGGCUGAAGGGAAACACACAGACCCUUCAGUCUCACUCAGUAGCUCCAUCUAUGUGAAACCCAGUGUCAGUGCAACAGUGGACGAUGCCUCAGUGGAACCAGCUGAGGAGAAGCCAAAUAUUGAUGUUUCUCAAAUAGAAAUAAAUACCCCUGUCCAAAUCCCAGAUAAAACAGAUCAGUCUCAGGUUCUCCUUCCAACCACCUCCCUUCAUUUAGAACAUCACCCACCAGCUGUACCUGAAAGUAGCACUGCUUCCACUGAGCUGUCCAGCCCUGCUCCAGACACUGUAACAGAACUUGAGCCCUCUGGUGGUCCCCCAGUCAUCACAGCAACUAAAACGGAGGAUCUCACAGAAGAAAUCUCUACAUCAACAGGUGGCACUGGUCAGCUGCCUCGCCCCUCUUCUCCAGCUCCUCCUUCUUCUCCUCCCUCACCUACCUCACCAUCCCUCUCAGACAUUUAUGCAGAAACCCCCAAUGGCACAGAGCAGAAUGGCAACCUGGUGCAUGGCUCCAGUCAGAAGGAGUCUGUGUUCAUGAGACUCAACAACCGCAUCAAGGCCCUGGAGAUGAACAUGUCACUCAGCGGACGCUACCUGGAGCAGCUUAGUCAGAGGUAUCGGAAGCAGAUGGAGGAGAUGCAGAAGGCUUUCAACAAAACAAUCAUUAAACUCCAAAACACCUCCAGAAUAGCAGAGGAGCAGGACCUGCGUCAGACUGAGUCCAUUCAGUUGCUGCAGGGCCAGCUGGAGAACGUGACUCAGCUGGUUCUCAACCUGUCUGUCAGAGUCAGCCAGCUGCAGAGUGAGGUGUCAGACAGGCAGAACUACCUGCUGCUGUCUCUGGUGUUGUUUCUGUGUCUUGGCCUGUGGCUGUGUGUCAGCUACUGCCGCAUCUCCACUGUUCCACCAGUCGCAGAACAAGAGGAACCAGUACCUAAGAGCUACACCUACUGCUGUCCUGAAAGGCAGUUCUCUUCCUGUGAUGAGACGGGCUUGAAGAGGAGUGCAUCCUAUCCACUGAUACACUCUGAGGCAUUCCAGUCAGCCACCACUGAGGGUAUAGUUGUACAACAAAAGUGCUGUCAUGGCCCAGAAAAUCGGCACACAGAGGAGACCCGGAGUCUUUGUCCAGCUAACAGAAAGAGGAGACGUCGUAAGAUGAAGCCUAUAGAGAAAGUGGAGACUCUGAAACCCUCUUUUCAUGCUGCUCCAGAACUGAGUAAUGGAGCUGUUAUAUGUAACGGUGUACCUAUCACCACAAACCCUACACCUCUUACAAAAAGGUUACUUCAGCCUACCUUCAGAGACUCACCGUCAGAGGGCAGCUCAGAGGGAUCCUCACAUUCAGAUGACCCCUCCUUUUGUGGCAUCACCACAGCCUGCUCUCGAAUCUGUGACAGCCUCCCGCCACCCAAGACCCGGGCAGAGAAACGGGCUUUAAGACGCCAGCGUCCCAAGCCCGGCUGUGCGGGCUCGGACUUGCUUCAAGCCCCAAAGAGGAACAAGAGUGAUCCGUUGCCCAUCUCUACCAUACAUCUACCAUAUAUCAUGAACAGGAAAACAGAGCAAAGCUCUGGGACUUUUGGGGUAAAUGUUGCCCUCUCAGGUUCUGUUUGACAGGACAAAGAGACAAAUUUAAAAAAGGCUCCACUCCUUCCCACUGACUGCGAAACUCUUUCCAAAACAGGAUGGAUGAUAAUUUCUGUAGCCACAGGCAGCUUUAAGCUCCAAAUCGAGACAGUCCUUUCACUCUCACUGUUUAGUUUCUUUUUCUGUUCAUGUUCUCUGUUCUGUUCAUGUCAGACCUUUUUAUAUUUGUUAAACUUCAAGUCAAAGAAAUAUCUUCCCAGCUUAAAAUUAAAGAUUUCCCUCUGUUUGGAAAUGUUUACUGUGACCAUCGACCUAAGAUUUUAACAAAAAGGACUCAGUUUUAUUUUCUACAUAAUGUGCGCACUUAACAAGUUCAACAUCUCUUUUUUCAAAACAUUUCUGUCUUUAAAUCAUAUAUAUACAUUUUCAAUCUGUUUUUUUUAUUUCAUAGUAAAUCUAGGUUAAUUUUUCUGCCAAGAAGUUGCCUCGGACCUUCAAGGACAAGCAGAGGACUUUUACUUUUGUCAGUUUCACCCAUCAGAGUAAAAGCAAAGAAACUGUUUGAGAAAACUAUAGGGUUUACAGCACAGCAGAAGUACUUGGAAGAAGAAAUACUGUACAAUAGUAUUAGCAAAUUUCUAUACUGAAAGUGGACAAAUAGAGCUACUUAACAUAGUCAUAGCCCUGUGCUGUUAUGUUGUGGUUAUGUUAGUUACUGAUUCAGUGAAGCAGAGAGAAAAGAAAAGACAGGUGUGUACUCAUAACAUUGACUGACUUCAGGUUAUGAGUUUAUUUUAUUGAUUUAUGUAAAAAGAAACUAGUGCCUGAAUACAAUUAAAUACUGAGUCCACUCAACCUUCAAAUAAUACAAGAUACAGCACUUUUGAAAAAUUAUUUGAUGGGUUUAAUUUCAUUAUGAAGCAGUGUAAUUAAAGAUUUUAGCCAGCAGUUUGGAAAAAAAUGCAAAGUUGUAUCAAACAUGUAAGUAAAGGAUGGAAAAAUUCUGCUUCAACCCUCAGCCUUUGACAUGCCUCAGGUUUGAAAUGCCAGGUUUUCCCCUCAAGUUGCUGUAUCUUUCCGUCAUCUGAAAUGCGAUUGGUUGGUCUGAGUGAAAGCCCUGGGACUGUUCACUACUUUCCAACAGCUUAAUUCACAUUCCUAGCGAUGCUGCGA